AUGGAGAUGGAGAUGUUAGAUGGAGAAUGGAGAUGGAUGAGGAGGGAGAAUGGAGAUGGAGGAGGAGGCGUAAGAGGAGUGGGACUGGAGAUGUUGGAUGAGGAGUCUGCCAUGGAAGUAUUUAGGAAUAUGGAGAAAAGGGUGGUAGAUUUAGAGGAAGUUUCCAGUUUCCACCAAGGAACACCUGGGAUAGAGUUAGAAAACUAUUUUAAACAGUUGAAACAUAUAAUGGAAAAACAAAUUAAGAUUUGGUGGGAGGACACUAUGGCCUCCGUUGUUCAUAAUGUGGAAGGUGUUCUGGACAGAAUGGUCUCCUCCUAUUCAAAAGGUCUACAGGAGGUAGACUUACAGGAGUACUUCCUCAAGGUAAAGGAACUUGGAGAAGGAGGCUAUGGAAGAGUAUUAUCGGCAAACCACAGGAUAACAGGUCAAAAAAUGGCAUUGAAGAUCAUGGAUAAAAACAGAAUCAGCCAGAGGUCUUUCCUUCAGGAGUUCAGUGUUUCAUACUUACUUUCUUCUCAUCCCAACAUCAUCGGAUGUUAUGGCAUCGCCUUCACCACCAUCGAUUACUUUGUCUUCGUCCAAGAACUGGCCCCUGUUGGUGAUCUGUGCUCCAUGAUUUUACCACAUGUGGGAAUUUCAGAAGAUGCUGUUAAAAGGUGUGCUGUACAGAUCUCCAAUGCUCUCGAAUUCAUGUCAGAAAAGGGACUUGUUCAUAUGGAUUUGAAGCCAGAAAACAUUUUGGUGUUCGACAAGGACUGCCACUCCAUCAAGAUCACAGACUUUGGCCUUGCCAAGGUCAAAGGAACAGUGAUAACCUCCAGGUCUGGCAGCAAAUUCUACAUGGCCCCAGAAUUGCGUGACAUCACCAUCCCAGAUGGACUGGUUGUAGAUGGAAGCCUGGAUGUGUGGUCGUUUGGUUUCAUCAUCUACUGCCUACUCACAGGGGAGUUUCCAUGGACCGUAGCCACCCUUGAUGAUGAAGCAUUUAAACAUUUUGUUGACUGGCAAAACAAUUUUCAUAUAUACAAUCCUCCUGAAGCAUGGAGAAAGAUUCCCACUGGAAUACGAAGGAUGUUUAUCAAUCUUUUGGCCAUUGACUAUAUGAAGAGAAGUAAAGCUACAGAAAUCCUGAAAUAUAUGAGUGAAAUUUGGAAGGAAGACACCCCAGAUGUAGCCACAGGACAAGAAUAUGAGGAUCCAAUGGAAAGCAGUUCUGUAGUAUCUGAGGAAUCCAUGGCUUCCCGCUUGAACACCUCACAGGGUAGUGUUUCCAUCACAUCCUUGUCUUACUUUUUGACCACAGACUCUUGUGUAUCUCAGUCUGAGAUGACUCCAGAGCCACAGAAGGACAACAUGGAAGAGGCAGUAAUCAUAUUUGAUGAUGAAUUUUCCUUACAUGUUGGUGCAGAGGUUGACAUUGAAGGAGCAUGA
Rana temporaria (common frog) is the source of this 1434-nucleotide messenger RNA. RefSeq names its product serine/threonine-protein kinase SBK1-like. Gene Ontology annotation, molecular function: protein serine/threonine kinase activity; ATP binding. The transcript is spliced from 5 exons. NCBI's taxonomy places the organism in Eukaryota, Metazoa, Chordata, Amphibia, Anura, Ranidae. Gene Ontology annotation, biological process: peptidyl-threonine phosphorylation; peptidyl-serine phosphorylation. The coding region runs from base 1 to 1434 and encodes 477 amino acids. The record is from RefSeq and is a predicted model, not a curated record.